AUGAACAACUCCAUCGUGGGGACUGCCACCAUGGACCAGGACAGCCACCUAACCCAAGACGAAGACACCCACAUGGUUCACAACCACACAUCUUUCGGCGCCGAGAGUUGGGGAGACAUGAGUCCGUACGGCCAUCAGAACAGCAUCUCGGAUUUCGGAGGCUUCACUUUCAUGCCAGCAGUCAGCCAUGGAUUGCCGUCCGAAUCAAUUGGCAGAAUGCCGCCUCCGCCGGCUCCUCUGCAGCCGAUGCAGUCUCAUCAACAACAAUCUCAUGCCCAGCUACCAAUGCUCAUGAUACCUUCUCAACCAACGUGGCCUAGCAUGUUAACCAACCCCAAUAGCUAUUCGGCACCUCCCUUGGGAAUGGCACCCAUCGUUGCCCCAGCACCUCCCAGGCCUACACGGCUGACAAAUGGCCCGCAGCCGCAACAACGAAGAGUAUUGACCGACGACGACCGAAAAAAAAUGUGUCAGUAUGCUGCUGAACAUCCCAAUGUGAAGCAGACGGACAUCGGCGCCAUGUUUGGCGUUGAACGAAGCACCGUAUCCAAAGUCCUACGCAACAAGGAGAAGUACCUAAACCCGGAGGCGGACAGGAGUCAGUCUCCCGCUGGCAGGCGUCAUACCAAGGGCAAGUUUCCAGAUAUCGAUCGAGCUGUUGCGGCGUGGGUCAGGAGACAGCAACAAGCUGGAUUAGCCCCCAGUGACGACGAGAUUCUCGACCAAGCAAAGCACUUCUCUCGGACUACCAACGGCGGACCUGAAGCUAGCCAGAUGAAGUCGAUCAACACCACUUGGUUGGAGAGAUUCAAGCAGAGGAACAUUCUGGUUUCGGGAAAGCUCCUGCGAAGAGCAUCGGAAACGAACAUCACGGACCACGCGAAACUAUCUGGGUCUCCGUCUCUUGGGGCAUCUGGUAUCUCACCGGCGUCGCCAACAGGACACCCAUCUCCACUGUCGGCUGACAGGAGUGAUGAAGACGCCGUACACGGUCUCGGUUUCGUCGGGUAUGGGGAUGGCGGCGCCUACAAACACACCAACUCGCAGAGCACAACCUCUCUCAACAGUGCGUUGACUGACGCAGGAAAUUCGUCCUUUUCGGGAAGCGCGAUGAGUCCCACGGCUACGUUCACGUUCUCCCCUGACCCUAACGCUGGUCAAUUCCUCCCCAGCGACUCAUCCCGUCAACUGCAUGGAGGGGCCGCUUCAAACUUCCAGAGGCCAAGGAGCCAGACCUUUCCCACUCUCGACCUAGAGUACAUGAAUCAGGCCGCGACAGCAGAGCCCAUGACUCCCAAGUACCAUCCGGCGUCCACGGCACCUUCGUCCGCGUUGGAAUCGCCGGUUCACGAAAUGGCAGCACCCCACUUUGGCUUGGAUACCGCUAUUACUUCAUCGCCGCACCUGCAUCACAGCAGUAGCAACAGCAGCAUGGCGGGCCGAUCAGCCACAACUCCAGCUGGAUCUUCCCCGACUUCCCCGACACAAGAGGAUGCUCGGAAGGCUGCGGACACUUUGCUGAGUUACAUCCAAAGUACCAAUGGGGGAGCCCUGUUGGACCAAACGGACUACGCGGUGAUGUUGAGGUUGACGGAGAAAUUGCGACUCCAGCAGCACCAGCUUGCAAAAUCCGGAGCACCUCAGUCGCUAGGCAUCUUGGAUCGUAUUCCCGAAGGUGACACCGAAUUGUCACCGCAACACGCCCAUUCGAUGUUGCAGGGCAUCAAAUCUGAGCCUGUCGUAACUUAA
Molecule: messenger RNA, 1749 nt
Organism: Colletotrichum orchidophilum
Lineage: Eukaryota; Fungi; Ascomycota; Sordariomycetes; Glomerellales; Glomerellaceae
Product: centromere binding protein B
Exons: 2
Coding region: 1-1749 (582 amino acids)
Cellular component (GO): nucleus
Molecular function (GO): DNA binding
Source: RefSeq, a predicted model, not a curated record